Ascoidea rubescens DSM 1968 is the source of this 4080-nucleotide messenger RNA. RefSeq names its product GRAM and VASt domain-containing protein. The transcript has a single exon. Lineage: Eukaryota; Fungi; Ascomycota; Saccharomycetes; Ascoideales; Ascoideaceae. Gene Ontology annotation, biological process: intracellular sterol transport. Bases 413 to 3835 code for a protein of 1140 amino acids. Gene Ontology annotation, molecular function: sterol transfer activity; sterol binding. Gene Ontology annotation, cellular component: cortical endoplasmic reticulum; endoplasmic reticulum membrane; plasma membrane. The record is from RefSeq and is a predicted model, not a curated record.
GCAGGAACAUUGGCAGGACAAGGCAACUCACCACCAAAGAUGGAUUUUUUGCCACACUAUUGGAAGAGCAAAGUGCCUGUGUUAGUUAUGUGGACGAGGGAUGGUCUGGUGGGAGAACAGAAGGGCGAUACAUACGUUGUCGUAGGUGGCACAGUAGCCUUGGUGGUGAACAUCGGUGUAGCCAGCGAGAGCAAGGCAGCAGCAGCUGAGGACGAGGCAGAAGAAGAAGCAGCGUCUCAUCGUUGUGGUUGAAGAGCAAGAAGGAACUGCAGUGGACCUGGAGUGAAGCUUUAUCUGAGAUAAGCGCUGGAGCAAGCUUCGGCCCAGAGCCGAGUCGGUGGAGGAGAGCUGCUGCUGCUGAAAAGACUCCCGAGAGUGCUGAAGCAGCUGCUGUUCCUUCCCAAUCGCCACCAUGAAAGACAAGUCUGAUUCUCGUCCCACCAUCUUCCAGCACCUCGACUCGCUCUUGAGCUCUAAGAGCAGCAAGGUUUCGCAGUCGCAGAUCGAGAACGAAGCCCAGGAGAUCUUGAACAACACACUCACAUCCACCACAACACACUCCAGCUCAGUCUACGAUGACAAUGUCAAUGAGCCUGCCAACUACGAGAACCUGCUUUCUCGCUCCAUCUCCCUCAGCACAAACCAAAAUCCUGACGCCUUGUCGCUUCCUGCCUCGAAAAUCCAGUUCAAUGCCUUGAAAAAAUCAAAUAUCUCAACCUUGGGAAAUGGCAACCUCUCGCUUGCUGUUUUUGAUACCUUCAACGACGAUGCCAAUGCCAGUUAUUCUCGCAAUGUCAGCAACAGCUUUGCCAACAUCAAUUCCAUCAGUGGCUCUCCAAUGCAAAAUGACGGUUUCAAUCCCCACCACUCCAGUCUCAUUCAAGAUAACAACAACAGCGCCAGUCUCAACAAUAACGAGCAUCUAAAUAUCCAUCCUAUGAGCCAAAAAAAUCUUGAUUAUAACGCCGAUAAAACAAACUCAGAGUUUUCUCAGAAUAACAAAGUUCCUGCUGCUGUUGUUUUUAAUGAUUCAAAUCAACUUUCUAACUACCCUAUUGUUGGCCAACCCAUUGACUUUGAAAAUAACCGAAAUCCCAAUAUUUUCAUCAACAAUCGCACUGAUAACAACAACAACAACAACAACAACAAUAAUAACAUGAGUAAUAAUAUCAACAACUACAAUAAUGGAUUUAUCAACACUCUAAAUACUCAUUCUACCACUUCCGCUCCUUCAAAAAGUAAAUUAUACAUUAGCAGUCCUCAAUUGUCAGACUAUGAACUAUCAAACGUUUCCAAUCCAAUUCUUAAAAAUGCUUUGAGUAAUCAAAAUCUAAACUCCUCUAAUUUGAACAAUGCAUUCAACAACCCAGGCUUUGCUAAUGAAAACGCAGCCAACCCUAUUCCAAACAACGAUAAUAGCAAUAUCAUCAUCGAUAAUAAUGAUGCAAAGAAUACUUUACUGAACAACAAUUCUAAUAUUAACAAUUUCAAUGGCAAUCUAGACACCAAUGGAGAUGCAAAUUUAGUUGCAAAUCCCGUUGAAUUAAAUAAUAAACUCAGCUCCAUACCUUCCCCGAAUGAUGAUUAUAUCUCACAAACACUAGACAUUCUUAAAACAAAUCAAAACAACCAAAACAACCAAAAUAAUUUUAUUUCAAGCCCCAUUAGUGAGAUCAGGUUUAUAGACUCCCUAUCUCCCAAAAGAUCUUAUCAAAGACCAAUGUCUCCUUCCAUGUCAAGAGUGGGCUCUGUUCGUGAGUCAAAACUAAGUAACUAUUCCAACAGAAGAAGAACUUUGAGCGUCAACAGCAGAGAUGAGCGAAAUUUCAAUCUGAACACCAUUGAUGCAAACUUAAAUUUUCCCAAUGAAAAAGAUGAAAACAACAACAUCACCACAAACAUCAUCUCAAGUAACAAUCCUCCAACUAAUAAUAUUAUUAACGACAAUUUCAGUCUAGAAAAUGUUCCAUACGCCAACGAAAAAAAAAACAACGAAUUUCAUCAAACUUUUAAAAAAUUACCCCCAAAUGAAAGAUUGCUAGAAGACUAUGUAUGUGCUCUAUCAAAGGAGAUUAUAAUUCAAGGCAAAAUGUAUAUAUCUGAAAGACAUAUCAGCUUCAAUUCUAAUUUGUUUGGUUUUGUCACAAACUUAUCAAUUCCAUUUUCAGAAAUUUUGCAAAUUGAAAAGAAAUCAACCGCCCUCUUAUUUCCAAAUGGAAUGGUAAUAACUACUUUGCAUGCUAGAUACAUUUUUGCAUCUUUUUUGCAAAGAGAUGGUGCAUUUGAUUUUAUCACCUCUGUAUGGAACCAGGUGCUAAAAAAGAACCCAAAUAGGGUGUCUUUUCAAAACCAAGAAUAUUCAGAUAUGGGUGAAAUUAGUGGUGACGAAGAAAACCAAGGAUCUGAUAAUAACAAUCUGGCUCGAAUCAACAGCGACUCCAAUAUCAAUGACGAAUUUAUUGAUGGAAAUGGCUACGAAUCUGAAAUAAGCAGCGAUGAAGAUAUGAUCACAGAUGACGAUGAAGAAAACAAUAAUCAAUCUUUGAAUAAGGCAUCCAAUUCGGAUUCACUGAACUCAACUUCUUUCAAUGGUUUACCCUUAGUUGGUCCAUUAACCCACCAACCUACAACUAAUCGCUACACCAAACAAAACGGGGACACCCAAAUCACAAAUACUGAGUUUAAUGCACCUGUUGGAACAAUAUACAGCUUAUUAUUUGGCGACGAUACCACUUAUCUCAAGAAUAUAUUAGUAAAAGGGAAAAAUUUCGAGUUUUCCCCCAUCCCUGCAAUGUCAAAGAAUCCAGAGACAAAUUCUAAAGAGAGAAAAUAUAACUACAUCAAACCAUUAGGUGGUGCAAUUGGUCCCAAACAAACUAGAUGUAACAUUACUGAAACGGUUGAAAAAUUUGAACCUGAUAAUUUAAUCCAGGUUUUACAAGCGACACAAUCACCAGAUGUACCCAAUGGCAGCGUCUUCACUGUUAAAACUAGAUUUUAUUUGAACUGGGCUCCAAACAAUAAAACUAAUAUGUUGGUUAUCACUUUCAUAGAAUGGACAGGGAAAAGUUGGAUCAAAGGUGCCAUUGAAAAAGGUACUAUUGACGGUCAGAAUUCAUCAAUCGGGUUAUUGGUUGAUGAAAUUAAUAGUAUACUAUCGAGCUCAUCAUCUUCAGGAGGUGGAAAAUCCGGCGAUAAAAAACGGAAAAAUAAGAGAGGUAGAGCCAGAACAGAGAAAAUUGAGCCUGUUGUUGAAGCAUUACCACCACCACCUCCUUCAAAGGAAUCGCCAUAUGCACUUCUACUAAGAUCUCUAGCCGAAAUCAUUGAAGGUAUACCCUUGCCAAUUCCUGAUUUUAUCAAGGUGCCAUUAUUCGCGGUUAUUAUGAUAAUUGGGUUUUUGUAUUGGGUUUUUAAAAGCAAAAAGGCAACCGGCUUUGAUAGUUUUAACAAUUUAAAUCAAAUCACGAUUUUCAGAAAUAUCGAUGGACUAGACUACACCAUCAUCCCCCCAGCUUCAAAGAUGAGUAGCAACAACCAGUUGUACUUCGAGUCAUUGGUUGAACUUUGGGAAUGGAUCGAUGAUCGUCUUGAAUUUACCGGAGAUCCUAAUGAUGGGUUACUACAACAUAAAACCGAUACUUGGAAAAAACAGUAUAUUAUGAUGAAUAGAGACAAGUUAUCUAAUGCUCAGAAAGAAGCCAUUCUUAUAGCAGGAAAGAAGGAAAAGUUGAAUCAAUUGUCGAAAAAAUACACGAAACAAGAGAUCCAAGAGUAUAUCAAGUUAACUGAACUAAGACUAGAUCUGAUUCGAACUCAGAUGAAUUUAAUUUAAGUUUCAAGUGGAAAUCAAUUCCAACUACAUUUCACUUCUUCAGCUGUAUUUUUAUUCGUUUUAUGAACGCCAAUUUUGCUAAAAAGAUAUCCAUUUUAUUGUUUUCCCAGCCAUCCCGAAAGUAUUCCAUUAUAAUUUUUAUCAACUCCAUUAUUCUUUAUGUAGUGGUUUUUCAUAAUAUUAGCUUAUAUUUACUAAAUAAUUUAAUUAAUAACCUUACCCUUUUUAGUCUGUUAUUUUGAUAU